Molecule: messenger RNA, 436 nt
Organism: Gymnodraco acuticeps
Lineage: Eukaryota; Metazoa; Chordata; Actinopteri; Perciformes; Bathydraconidae
Gene: med4
Product: mediator complex subunit 4
Biological process (GO): regulation of transcription by RNA polymerase II
Cellular component (GO): core mediator complex; mediator complex
Molecular function (GO): transcription coregulator activity
Source: RefSeq, a predicted model, not a curated record
AGCAAGAGAAGAAGAAGAAGAAGUAUCUGACGUCACUUCCUGUGCUGCGCAGAAGAAGACGCAGACAACAUGGCGGCGGUAGAGAAGUCCACUAAAGAUCGUCUCCUCUCAGUUCUGGAGGAUCUGGAGGUUUUAUCUCGGGAGCUGAUCGAGAUGUUGGCGCUGUCCCGGAGCCAGAAGCUUCCGCAGCCUGGGGAGGACGUCCGGGUCCUGGAGCUGCUGGUGCAGAGGGACCAGGAGCUCCAGGACCUGAUGGAGGUGGCUCAGCAGCAGGGGAAGGUUCAGGAGGAGAUGCAGCUGCUGGAGAAGGAGGUGGAGAAGAGAGACAGCGACAUCCAGCAGCUGCAGAAACAGCUGAAGGAGGCCGAGCACAUCCUGGCGACUGCAGUGUACCAGGCCAAGGAGAAACUGAAGUCCAUCGACAAAGCCAGGAAGG